AUGCCGUUUGUCUUCUGGCCGCGUGCGCUAGUCUACCGAGGCUUCUCUACAGCUUCAAUCCUCAGGAGACCGGUCUGGGAACCCGUAAGGUACGAGCACUGCACCGCUGCAGGUCAGAAUCAACGUCGUACAGGCGCACGUACGAGCAGACCUGGAACGUUGUUCACCAGUCUGACUAUUGAAUCUGUCCACGAGGAUUACGAGUUGCAUACUAGUGCCCUCUGGGCCUACACUGGAUUUGGCAAUGUCACUGGGUCCCAUGUCUCAGGUGAUGCCGUCACUGCAUGCCGACUGGUAGGGAAUCAGACUUACUUCUAA
Aspergillus nidulans FGSC A4 is the source of this 318-nucleotide messenger RNA. RefSeq lists its product as uncharacterized. Lineage: Eukaryota; Fungi; Ascomycota; Eurotiomycetes; Eurotiales; Aspergillaceae. The record is from RefSeq and is a predicted model, not a curated record. Bases 1 to 318 code for a protein of 105 amino acids. The transcript has 3 exons.